CCCCACACCCCCCCCAGGCCUCUCCUGCCCUCACACCCCCGCCGGGAUUGUUUGCACUACCCCCGCACACCCACCCGGGGACAAGAGCACUCGAGGUGAAGGAUAAAAUAAUCAACUAGAAUCAGCACUUUGAAUGAAAUUCUCUUUCCCUGUGGCAUCUUGAACACUUUCUUCGGGUUUUGGAACAGACUUUUAACCUUGUGACAUAGCAGCUAUGCAGCUUGAAAUCCAAGUAGCACUCAAUUUUAUUAUUUCAUAUUUGUACAAUAAGCUUCCCAGACGACGUGUCAACAUUUUUGGUGAAGAGCUUGAAAGACUUCUGAAGAAGAAGUAUGAAGGGCACUGGUAUCCAGAAAAGCCAUACAAAGGAUCAGGGUUUAGAUGUAUACACAUAGGGGAGAAAGUGGACCCGGUCAUAGAACAAGCAUCCAAAGAGAGUGGUUUGGACAUUGAUGAUGUUCGUGGCAACUUGCCUCAGGAUCUCAGUGUUUGGAUCGACCCGUUUGAGGUGUCCUACCAAAUCGGUGAGAAGGGACCAGUGAAAGUGCUUUAUGUGGAUGAUAAUGAAAAUGGAUGUGAGUUGGAUAAGGAGAUCAAGAACAGCUUUAACCCAGAGGCCCAGGUGUUCAUGCCAAUUAGUGACCCAGCAUCUUCAGUGUCUAGCUCUCCUUCUCCUCCUUUUGGUCACUCUGCUGCUGUCAGCCCGACUUUCAUGCCCCGCUCCACCCAGCCUUUAACCUUCACCACUGCCACGUUUGCUGCCACCAAGUUUGGCUCAACCAAAAUGAAGAACAGCGGCCGCAGCAACAAGGUCGCCCGCACCUCUCCCACCAACCUUGGCUUGAAUGUCAAUGACCUGUUGAAGCAGAAGGCCCUUUCCUCCUCCAUGCACUCUCUCUACGGGCUUGGCCUAGGCAGUCAGCAGCAGCAGCAACAGCAGCAGCAGCAGAAGACUUCUGCCCUUUCUCCUAACGCGAAGGAGUUCAUCUUCCCCAGCAUGCAGGGUCAAGGUAGUACUGGUAGCAUCUUUCCUGGGGACGGCCCCCUUAACCUGAGCCCUCUCCAGUACAGCAAUGCCUUUGAUAUGUUUGCAGCCUACGGAGGUCUCAAUGAGAAGUCUUUUGUGGAUGGCUUGAAUUUUAGUUUAAACAACAUGCAGUAUUCUAACCAGCAAUUCCAGCCAGUCAUGGCUAACUGAAGGCAGAAGUCGAGCACCAGUAGAUGCUGUCGUACCAGUUCCAAUGCACGUACCCAAGGGUGUAUCUUUUUUUCCACCUCUUGAGAUUUUUGGUUUGUUUUUUUUUUUUUUAAGGCUUGUAGUACGAAUACAUUCAGGCUUGGUUAGAUAAAUAAGACAUGCCUCAUUUCUUUAUUUUAUUUUUUUUUCAUUUGCCAACCAAGCACAAGAUUAUUUUAUACUGACUGUACAUUACAAAUAUACUCUCCAGAUAUGGCCUCUUACAGUAUUUAAGAUCCAGCGAGGACGCGGCCGGUUCCCUGCAGGGUGUGUGCACAGCGCACGUCCAGCAAGCUGGCACCAAUAGGUGGGGGUUAUUGGUCUUUUUCUAAUUGUAUAAUUUAAUUUAGUACAAAGUUUGUAAAAUAUCAGAGUAUAUAUAUUGUUUCUACAACAUGGUAUUGCAUUUAUAUCUUUUUACUACAGUGAUCUGUGACAGCUGCAGCAGCUUCAUGUUGUAUUUUUUUUACUGAGAUUGUAAGAUAUCCAUCUUAAAGACAUCAGUUCUAAAAAAAAAAAAACCAAACACACACACAC
This is a messenger RNA of Dryobates pubescens (Downy woodpecker), 1774 nucleotides long. RefSeq names its product transducer of ERBB2, 1 (gene TOB1). The transcript is spliced from 2 exons. The record is from RefSeq and is a predicted model, not a curated record. Bases 215 to 1198 code for a protein of 327 amino acids. NCBI's taxonomy places the organism in Eukaryota, Metazoa, Chordata, Aves, Piciformes, Picidae. Gene Ontology annotation, cellular component: cytoplasm; nucleus. Gene Ontology annotation, molecular function: transcription corepressor activity. Gene Ontology annotation, biological process: regulation of gene expression.